AAUGGAAGAAAAAGAUAAACUCAAGCAACAAGAGCAUUAUGAUAACAAGAAAAUUAGAUUAACCAUCACUGGAUUGAAUGUGAAGCCAUUGGAGACCACUUGCUCUCAAAUUAUCAAUGCUGCUAAGGAUCAUGAAUUCAAGGUGAAGGGCCCAGUCAGAAUCCCAACCAAGACCUUGAGAAUCACUACCAGGAAGAGUCCUUGCGGAGAAGGUACCAACACCUGGGACAGAUACGAAAUGAGAAUCCACAAGAGAGUCAUCGACUUGUUCUGCCCAUCUGAAUUAGUGAAGGAAGUCACUUCCUUCAAGUUGGAGCCAGGAGUAGAUGUCAACGUCAAUGUCAGCAACUUGUAGACAC
This is a messenger RNA of Moneuplotes crassus, 359 nucleotides long. NCBI's taxonomy places the organism in Eukaryota, Ciliophora, Spirotrichea, Euplotida, Euplotidae. The record is from the annotation of a GenBank genome assembly.